Messenger RNA from Salarias fasciatus (jewelled blenny), 4318 nucleotides. RefSeq names its product zinc finger and BTB domain containing 38 (gene zbtb38). The transcript is spliced from 2 exons. Lineage: Eukaryota; Metazoa; Chordata; Actinopteri; Blenniiformes; Blenniidae. The record is from RefSeq and is a predicted model, not a curated record. Gene Ontology annotation, biological process: regulation of transcription by RNA polymerase II. Gene Ontology annotation, cellular component: nucleus. The coding region runs from base 596 to 4264 and encodes 1222 amino acids. Gene Ontology annotation, molecular function: DNA-binding transcription factor activity, RNA polymerase II-specific; protein binding.
AGCAUCUGCCGUGCGGCAGAGGACCCCUCGGCUUGGGCUGCUAAUAGCAAGGCAGCUGAGCGUUUUCUCUGGAAUCGAGCGCGGAGCUGGUGUGUGAUGGUGUGUGAUGUAGCACCCUGCAUCUCUCCACUCUCCUUCCAGCCCUCUGCCAUGCUUGAUAAAAGUUGCAGUUUCCUGCUCAGUGGCUCCAGAUCGAAAGCUUCAGUCGGCCAGCGAGCACAAAGGCAGACCCACACUCGGGUUGAGCUGCACGCUGUAGAAGCCGUGAGUUAUUCCUAUAGCUGUGGUCGGACAGAGGAGGGCAGGGCAGAUCUAGCCCGGGACCGGGGCUGCAUGGAACGAGGCGAAGGACGUUGGAGCCGGAGUCGUCUGCACACAGAGAGGGAGGGAGAGGAAGAAAGACGUCAGAAAAAGCUCUGCUUCUGACAACACCACUGUUCAGCGAGCAUCAUAGAAAAAAAAAAAAAAACUACUUUCGCCUUGCUCUCCUGAAACUGUUUUUAAACAUAUAGAAGGGCAUGUAGAGCUGUAGAAACGGGAUACCGCAUGACACUGUUUCCUGUUCGCCCUGCAUCAUUUUCUCUGAUUUACUAAGAUGACUGUGGUGUCCCCGUGCACUCAGAACCUGAUGGAUAGCACUCACCCACACACUGUGCUAAGCAAGCUCAAUGAACAGCGCUCUCAAGGUCUCUUCUGUGAUGUUACCAUUGUGGUGGAGGAUGUGAAAUUUCGGGCCCACAAGAACAUCCUGGCAGCCUGCAGUGGGUACUUCAGGAACGCUCUGACCACUUCUGAGACAUGGAGCUCUGGCCAAGUGCUGGAGCUGAUGGACCUCAAGUCUGAGGUGUUUGCAACCAUCCUUAAUUUCAUAUACUGCUCAAAGGUAACGUCCCCCGCUGCAGAGGACACAGGUGGGCUGGUAGCAGCUGGAAAAAGACUUGGAAUUCCCUUUUUAGAGAAGCUUGCAGAACAUGACAAGCAGGACAAAUUAGUUAAAUCAAAAGACUGCUACACAGCCCCGGUGUCCAAAACUACUAAGAAAGAAGUUCCCAGGCUUGAGGAGAUCGACAGUGCCAGAGGGCCACGCAUCACCAACGCCUUCUCCAUCACUGAGGUGUGUCCAGGGAGCAACCCCUUCACGCCUCUGGUUCAAACCAACGGGGAGAGGCAGUCACCAGACACAGGACAGCUUCCAUCCAAUUGUCCUACGACGUCCUACUUCAAUGGGAGCAAUGAAUCAAGCCACGCCCUCUCAGAACAUUCGUAUGCAGUCAGCAAAUCCACUGAAGGCAAAGACACUGGUCAGUGGGACAACAAAAAGUUCAUUAAACCAGUUGUGUCACAGCCAAAGCAACUCAUUUACAGGAACGCAGGCCCCUUGAAAAAAAGACACCGGCUGAGAGGAAUUUUGGGUCGAAGUAUACUUCCAACACCAGCUGAGACACAAAACAAUGAAAAUGCAAAGGCGCCCACAUUAACGGAUGGCGUUCCUACAGCACCUGCUGCUGUCACGACACCACCGCCACUCUUUUCAGAGGCAGAAGCAGAAAAAAGCCCCAAAACACCGACUUCCGCUGACAAUGCUCAGAUGGAGUUGGGUCCACCGACCCUUUCGCCACAAACAGACGACAGCAUUUCUAUCUACAGCUGUGAGCAAUGCCCAGAGAUAUUCACAAAUAAAGCUCUUCUCACCAUUCACUCAGAGGUGCAUAAAAAGCGUUUCAUUAGUCAUUUGUUUUGCAAGUUUUGCCACAGAAAGUUCAUACACCUCAAAAGGAUGCGCAACCAUGAGCAGGUCUGUCCCAAGGCUGGGAGAGGCCCACAAAAACUGGAUCCCGGGGAUUUGUCAGCCAAAGAGAUGGACCAUGCUAAAGACGAGGGGUCGGACAAGGAAAGUGUGGAGACUCAACUUCCCUCUCCCAAUGAAUCGAGUCCUUUAGCAGCAGAGAACCUUCAAGUAGAUCUGUCAGGGCUUCAUGAGAAAGCUGUGAGGCCUUUUGGUACCCAAAGGAGGUACAACUGCAGCAUGUGUAAACGGGUCUAUGUCACCCUAUCCAGUCUGAAACGACAUGAGAAUGUACACUCCUGGCAGAGGGCCUACCCCUGUCAUUAUUGUAAUAAAGUAUUUGCUUUGGCAGAGUAUCGCACAAAGCAUGAAAUUUGGCACACAGGUGAACGGCGCUAUCAGUGUAUAUUCUGCCUGGAAACGUUCAUGACGUACUACAUCUUGAAAAACCAUCAGAAGUCCUUCCACGGCAUUGAUCCCAGUCUCGCAGUUAAGAAAAAGUCUGCCAAUGGUGGCCUGAAAGCCAGUGUUUAUCCCAUCAAGCUCUACAGGCUUCUGCCCAUGAAGUUUCGAAAGCGACAAUAUAAGACUUACAGUCAGACAUAUUCGGAGAGCAUUGAAAGACCCGACCAGUCCUCACUCGGCAGCAGCUCUCUCAUCCCUCCAUUUGAAGACAGUAGUGUGCUCGGUCACCCCGAUCCCGCUUCAUUCCCUCUGACGUUCAUGGCAACAACGAAGACGGUCUCACCUGUGAUGCCUCGCAUCAGCUUUGACAAGCCGUGCGACCAAGAUAUGGACCAACAUCUGAACAGUGAGGUGGAAAUUCAUGGAGGCAAAAGAAAACAGGCGGAGAGAGGAGAUCCAGCCUUCGCUAAUUAUGAAAACAGCUUCUCUUUGCGACCCAACACUGAAUCUACAACGGGUUACAACAGCAACCCACCGGUGUUAAUCAACCCAGAGCAAAUCAGUCAUGGCAUGCCAUUCCUGAACUCCUUGAGCACUGUUAAAAAGUUAGGUGAGCUAUCGGCUUCUGCAAAAAGAGUUGAGGACAUGACAAAAGAGAUACUUCAAACAAGCACAGAGAGUCUGCUGCAUGAUAAAACAGUAAGGGCAAAAACAGAAACGUAUAUUGCCAAACCCGCAUGCCCAGGUCCAUCUAUGGACAGUGACGCCAUGCCACUCUGUCAGAUAACAGUGAAGAUUGGAAAUGAGGCCAUCAUCCGCCGUCAAAUCAAAGGAUCUAAGCUCUUCCCCAGGAAGAAAAGGAGAAGUAAAGAAGUGAGCGAGGAGCAGAGCCCACAACGGUGCCAUCAAACAAGUGACGAAUCAGAGAUUCCCAGACUCCGCUUCAGAUCUGAAGCCACUGCUACUACAGAGGCAGAAACGUUCGAAGAUCUCAAUGAGUGUGACACGGCUGAUAAGCUUUGGCGACCCUACUACUCUUACAAAGCUAAAAAGAAAAGAAAGAAGCUCAGAUACAAGCACAGGAAAGCUCUGCUUCAUCGUUAUCUUGAAGCAUCAGGAGACAGAACCCUUGCCAGCGAGGCCCACCCUGACAGAAGUAGUCGGCUGACCUACGAGAGCGUUUCGGGUGGCAGUACAGGCCUGAAACAUAGUCUCAGUAGAAACUGUAGCCCGAGGGCGACAUACAACUGUGAUAUCUGUGACAGCUCCUUUAUCACAGAGACCGGUCUGAAAGCGCAUGUCAUUGGGUCUCACCCGUGUUUCUGCCGGACCUGUGGCAAACAAGGUCCACCAGGUGAGGCACCCGCCAGCGGCGAUUACAUCUGCAGCAACUGCAUGGAAAAUGGCUCCUGCUUCGACAACACGCCCCGCAGCCCCAACCCCGAAAAGAAGUACCGCUGCUCCUUCUGCCCCCAGCGCUUCCUCUACCUCGCCACCAAGAGAAGCCAUGAGAAAAAACACCAGGACACAAAUGAGGAGGGGUACAAUUAUGACGACUUCACAUCAGGUUCCAAAUACUCUGGACACCUUAGUGAAGACGAGAAACAAGCAACCAUCAAGACAGAAGAAGCUGACAAUCAAGCUGGCACUGACAUAAAAUGUGAAAUGUCAGAGGAGGGACUCUUCUCUAUUGAUAAGAAUAAGUCUAAAUCUGAGGACACAACUGACUUUAUAUCUUUGAAUGCCUUCAAAGAUGUGUCAUAUUCCAGUAUUAAAAAUCCACUAUCGCCCAGCAUUGACCCUUUGUUUUCGCUGACCCCGUCAAAAGUGAAGCAUAAAAUAGUGAAACAGAGGCUCAACACACAGCAGUCUCUGCAUUUCAUUUCAAAAAAGCAGGCGGCCUGCGACAGAGACAGAGAAAGAGAUACUUUGAUGGGACCAAGAAUAAACAGUCAUAGCACUCGUGAGAAGUCCUGUAAACCCUUUGGACAAAACGAUUCUGAGUCUGCAGGUCCCCACAUUUCUGUCCACAAGACAGAGAAACGAGUGUGCAAAGAGGAACCAUUUUUCUAAAGAUCUCCGAGACAAUGCAACUGACUAGAUGCAAAUCAAUCAAUAACAAAUCAA